AUGUUGUUGAUUUUCCUAUUUGUAUUUGUUAAUUCUGCAGCAUCAGAAACUAGCUAUCAUGAAGAACAACGUCUAGAACGUGUGCCGCAUUUUUUGUCCGUCCCAUCUAACAGUAGCUUCCGUGAAGGCUCAGCUGUUCGGCUUACUUGUGAAGCAACAGCUAAACCGAAACCAAUAAUGACUUGGCAUUUCAAAGGCGAACAAAUUCGUCCAACUUACAAGUAUUCAUUGAAUUUGAACAGUUCUGUACUCAGCAUCUAUCCAUUCCAGAAAAGCGAUGUUGGGAAAUACAUUUGUGUAGCGAGCAAUCAAAAUGGUCAAGUUCAACACUCGUUCGAGUUACAAAUCCUCAAUAACUCAGCUCCACUUAUAGUGGAUAGACCGGAAUCAAAAGUGGUUAAUCCUGGCCAACAGGUCACCUUCGUUUGUCGGAUUUCCGGACAGCCACCUCCAUCCGUGAAAUGGUACUUUAAUGGUGUGGAAAUAUCGCAUGACGAUCUACAUAUUGAGCUAACUCAACGAGAUAAUGAGCUGACGAUAAUUCAUGCUACGCGAGAAGAUGAAGGUGUUUAUCAAUGUAUUGCACGCAAUGCUCUGGGAAUGACAAGCGCUAAUGCAACCCUUAAAGUUUACCUGCCAAAUCAACAUAUUCUAGAUGAAUCCUUAACCAAUGAAGUUCUCGAAAAUAUUGUCAAACAAGCUAAAGAAAAUGUUAACAGAGCAAUAAACCAGUCAAAAUCAUCAAUUAACAUUGGUGAAAUGUCGCCAUGGGAAUUCAUGAAAAUGUUUAAAUUCAACGUACCACAAGAUGCUGCACUCACCAAAGCACGAGAAAUCUAUGAGCAAAGUUUAUUACUUGUCCAACAGUAUGUUCGUGACGGUUUAAAAUUCCCAAUUAACCAGUUGCCAAUGAAUUUUUCGUUCGAAUCGAUUCUGGCCGUAUCGAAUAUCCAAACAAUUAUGGAACUUUCCGGAUGCGUAACUGGACCAUUUCGAAAUCCGUGUACUGACAUGUGUCUAUACUCCAAAUACAGGACAUAUGAUGGACAAUGCAACAACAUGGAGCAUCAGUUUUGGGGAGUUGCACAAACACCAUUUCGCCGAAAUUUACCACCUAUAUAUGAAAAUGGUUUCAAUACGCCAGUUGGAUGGAAUCCUGAAAAACUUUAUUUUGGAUUCAGGAAACCAAAUCCUCGACUUGUUUCUAUGAAGAUUAUCUCAACCGAAGAAAUAACUCCGCAUUUUGGUUAUACUGCCAUGAUGAAACAAUGGGGACAAUUUCUGGCACAUGACAUCGAGCAAACAGCGCCUGGCCUGGCACGCCAAACAUAUAUGAAAGGAGCAAUAUGUAAUAAAACUUGCGAAAACUUGGAUCCAUGUUACAAUGUCCCGAUGCCUCCAGAGGACCCUCGUAUGCAGGGCGAGAAAAAGCCCGAAAUCUCAUGUAUUGAGAUGGAGCGAUCCAGUGCAACUUGUGGUUCCGGUCAAACUGGUCCGAUUUACCGACAGCUUACCUAUCGUGAACAAAUGAACAUCUUAACUGCAUUUAUCGAUGGGUCUGGUAUCUACGGUAGUGCAGAAGUGGAUGCCCUAAAUUUACGUGAUUUAUUCGGUGACCAUGGCCUGCUGAGAUUUGACAUUGUAUCAGAAACUCAGAAGCCAUAUUUACCGUUUGAACGCGAGUCGUCCAUGGAAUGUCGUCGUAAUCGUUCCCAUGAAAAUCCGAUCAGCUGUUUUUUAGCCGGUGAUUAUCGAGCCAAUGAACAGCUAGCACUGCUUAGCAUGCAUACAUUAUGGCUUCGAGAACACAAUCGUAUUGCGACGAUAUUUCUGGAAAUAAAUCCGCACUGGGAUGGUGAGACCAUAUAUCAAGAAACGAGAAAGCUGAUCGGAGCUAUGUUACAAGUAAUUACCUACGAACACUGGUUGCCUAAAGUGCUUGGACCGGAUGGAUACGCAGAACUUAUUGGGCCAUAUAAAGGAUAUGAUCCAGAAGUGAACCCUACUUUAGCUAAUAGCUUCUCGGCUGCUGCUUUGCGAUUUGGACAUACAAUUGUCAAUCCAAUUUUAUAUCGCUUGGACAAAAAUUUUGAACCAAUCAAAGAAGGUCAUAUACCAUUACACGAGGCUUUCUUCGCUCCUGAACGAUUACUAUCAGAAGGCGGAAUUGAUCCUUUGUUGCGGGGAUUGUUCGCAAUGCCUAUGAAGACUCCAAAGGAACAACAAUUGGUCAAUAAGGAAUUGACGCAUAAAUUAUUUAGCCGUGUCGAAGAAUCUAUGUACGACCUGGCAACAAUCAACAUCCAACGCGGCCGUGAUCACGGAUUGCCCGGGUAUGUCGCAUUCCGGCGCUGGUGUAACUUCAGCGUUCCAGAGACAUGGGAUGAUUUAGCAGAUGAUGUACCGAAUAACAAUACACGAGCUAAGCUUAAAGAACUCUACGGACACCCUGGCAAUAUUGACUUGUGGGUGGGCUUAAUUUUGGAACGACGGUUGGCUGGAGCUUUAGUUGGACCAACAAUCGGAUGCAUCCUUGGAGACCAGUUCAGGCGCUUACGUACGGGAGAUCGGUUUUGGUAUGAAAACGAAGGUGUUUUCACACCUUUACAACUUCAGCAAAUUCGGAAAACGACACUAGCGGCUGUGCUAUGUAACAGUGGUGAUCACAUUCAUCGCGUACAGAGGGACGUGUUCGAGUACAGAGGGGACCGGUCCAUUAAAUUUUACGAAGAUUGUGAGCUGGUGCCUCAAAUUAAUUUAAAUGUUUGGCAGUCAUGUUGUGACAAGGGUUGUGCUUCAUACAGUGCAGAGGAGAGUAUAAUCCAAAGCAGGAAACGAAGAGCUCAUAAAACACAUGGAAAACAUAUGUGUAACGUAGAUGAUGGGAUGAAAAGAGAUGGCGACGUCUGGAAACCGGAUCAGUGUACAACAUGUGAAUGCAAGGCUUGUUGGUCAAAUAUGGUGUUCCGUUGA
Loa loa (African eye worm) is the source of this 2973-nucleotide messenger RNA. Its product is annotated as animal heme peroxidase. Gene Ontology annotation, molecular function: heme binding; peroxidase activity. The coding region runs from base 1 to 2973 and encodes 990 amino acids. The record is from RefSeq and is a predicted model, not a curated record. NCBI's taxonomy places the organism in Eukaryota, Metazoa, Nematoda, Chromadorea, Rhabditida, Onchocercidae. The transcript is spliced from 21 exons. Gene Ontology annotation, biological process: response to oxidative stress.